Girardinichthys multiradiatus is the source of this 4604-nucleotide messenger RNA. It is a transcript of the gene pitrm1, whose product is annotated as pitrilysin metallopeptidase 1. The coding region runs from base 903 to 3983 and encodes 1026 amino acids. Gene Ontology annotation, molecular function: metal ion binding. Gene Ontology annotation, cellular component: mitochondrial matrix. Lineage: Eukaryota; Metazoa; Chordata; Actinopteri; Cyprinodontiformes; Goodeidae. The transcript is spliced from 27 exons. Gene Ontology annotation, biological process: protein processing. The record is from RefSeq and is a predicted model, not a curated record.
UCGGAUAGGUUACAGCGGAACACAGAUGGGUUUAAAAUCUGCGAUGAGUGCAGGUGUUACGUCGAAAACGAAUGACGAGGUUUCCAUGCGCUGUCGCGGGAGCGCGCGUCGUUGAACAACCUCAUAUAGAUGAAGGUUUGAAACGUGGCCGACGUUGCUGCUUCUUAUCAAAUUCCUUAUCAGAGUAUACGUCCUGAAAAAGUGAUAUUGUUUGGCAGAUUGUUUCAAGAAACUACGGUUUGGACAUAUUUGAUCUGAACACGUCACAUUCCAACAGCAGAAUAGUUAGAGCUUUGUAGUCUCAUCCAAAGUUUUUAAUGAGUGCAUACAGGGUGAAAAUAAAUUUACAUCUGCUGUAGAUGAUAACGUGCAAAAUUGGGUUAUCUGAAUCAACUCUGGGUUCGUGAUAACUCACAGCACUGCAGUUAUAUGAACAACAUUGCAUUUAAGCCGUAAUAUAUAUUUUAAAGAUAUUGUUUUGCAGGUCAAAAUCAGGGGCUGUUGUCAGUUCUUGGAUUCAUCUGCCAAAUAACAUCACUCUUUUACAUGGAUAUAAAAAAAAAAAAAACGUGUCAAUAUUACGAAUAUAUUUAAAAGUAGCGUCUUCGGACGAAUUGAAAUCGGUUUUCAUCAAUAUACGGAUCUAUUUAGCGAUGCGCGUUCCCGCGACAGGGCACGCAUGCGCUUUUCGGCAUAACACCGGUGUGGCGGCCAUCUUUACUUGCGCGAUUGAUCCAACAUGUCAGCUACACAACUCACGGCAUGAGAGGACACAGACCGGUAUGUUGGAUUUAAACUCAGUGGAUUUGCUCCAAGUAUGAUAGAACUGUGUCAGUUAUAGCUGGACACACACACACACACACACACACACAAUAGUUUACUUUAGCAACUGUUAAAAAAGGAUGUUUCGACUAACGAAGGCGGUGCUCCAGAAACCUCGGCAUGUCUGGUAUAAUGGACAACAGCAAGCAUGGAGGCUGAGGAGCUCAUCAGCUAGAGAAAAGGCUCUUGAGUACCAGCCGGGGCAGAAAAUUCACAGCUUCACUGUCAGAGAGGUCACGGCUGUCCCUGACCUGUGUCUCACAGCUGUGAAGUUAACCCACGAUAAAACUGGAGCUCAGUAUCUGCAUGCAGCCCGGGAUGACUCAAACAACCUCUUCAGUGUCCAGUUUAGGACAACCCCCAGGGACAGCACAGGGGUCCCCCACAUCCUGGAGCACACAGUGCUGUGUGGAUCUAAAAAGUAUCCCUGCAGGGAUCCCUUCUUCAAGAUGCUCAACCGCUCCCUGUCCACCUUCAUGAAUGCCUUCACAGCCAGUGACUACACUAUGUAUCCAUUCUCUACCCAAAACGAGAAAGACUUCCACAAUCUUCUUUCAGUCUACCUGGAUGCAGUUUUUUUCCCUUGUUUACGAAAACAAGAUUUCUGGCAGGAAGGCUGGAGGCUGGAGAACGAAGAUCCUACUGAUCCCAGCUCCCCGCUGGUGUUUAAAGGAGUGGUGUUCAAUGAGAUGAAAGGAGUCUUUUCGGAUAAUGAGCGUCUGUACGCGCAGCACCUUCAAAACAAACUGUACCCAGACCACACCUACUCUGUGGUGUCUGGGGGAGAACCACUGGCCAUUCCAGACCUGACCUGGGAGCAGCUUCAACAGUUCCACACCACACACUACCAUCCAAGUAAUGCUAGGUUCUUCACAUAUGGAGAUUUGCCUUUGGAAAAUCAUCUGAAGCAGAUUCAAGAAGAGGCUCUUUGCAACUUUGAUCGCAUCGAUCCAAACACAGAAGUCCCUUCUCAGCCUCACUGGAGCAGACCAAGGGAAGACCAUGUGACUUGCAGCCCUGAUGCUUUGGCUCCAGAUCCAGCCAAGCAGAACACGCUCUGUAUGAGCUACCUGCUGGGAGACAUCACAGAUGCCUUCGAAGGCUUCAUUCUUAGCCUACUAUCUUCACUUAUGGUGUCUGGACCAAACUCACCCUUCUACAAAUCUCUCAUCGAACCCAAGAUAGGAAGUGACUUCGCCUCUGUUGUUGGGUAUGAUGGGAGCACCAAAGAGGCGUCCUUCAGCAUCGGCCUGCAGGGGAUGGCAGAGCAGGACACAGAGAGGGUCAAACAAAUCAUCAGCCAAACUAUUGACCAGAUUAUAGAGAACGGCUUUGAGGAUGUGAGGAUUGAGGCUCUCCUUCAUAAGAUUGAGAUCCAGAUAAAACAUCAGUCCACAAACUUCGGCCUGUCUCUGGCCUCUUACAUAGCUUCAUCCUGGAACCAUGAUGGAGACCCUGUAGACCUGCUCCGAAUCAGCAACAGCUUUGCAAAGUUCAGACAUGCUCUGAAAGAAAACCCUCGCUUCCUUCAGGAAAAAGUCAGAUACUACUUUAAGGAGAACACACAUCGGUUGACCCUGAGGAUGAGUCCUGAUGAGACGUACCUGGAAAAACAAGCCAAGGCUGAGGAGGAGAAGCUUCAGGAAAAGAUCUCUGCUUUGACUGACAGCGAUAGAAAGGAAAUGUAUCUGAAAUGUCUGGAGUUGCUGGAAGCUCAGAGUAAAAGUCAGGAUGCCUCAUCUCUACCUGCACUCAAAGUCUCUGACAUCCAGCCAACAAUACCUAUCACUGCAGUUCAGAUGAGCACUGCAGGAUAUGUCCCGGUUCAGUACUGUGAGCAGCCCACAAAUGGUUUGGUGUACUUCAGAGCCAUGUGCAGUCUUAACACCCUACCAGAGGACCUGCGGGUUUAUGUGCCACUGUUCUGCAGCAUUAUCACCAAGAUGGGCUGUGGAGCUCUGGAUUACAGGCAGCAGGCCCAGCAGAUGGAGCUGAGGAUAGGGGGGAUGUCUGUUUCUGCUCAGGUCAUCCCCGACUUCACCCAGUUGGACACUUUUGAGCAGGGGAUCCUCUUGUUCUCUUCCUGCCUGGAAAGAAACCUUCCCCACAUGUUUAAGCUGUGGAGCGACAUAUUCAACAGCCCUCAUUUUGACAACGAAGAGCGCCUUCGCGUUUUGGUGAUGAUGGCAGCGCAGGAGUUGGCAAAUGGAAUAUCCCACUCUGGUCACAUGUACGCAAUGACCAGAGCAGGCCGACACCUGACACUAGCUGGAGAACUCCAGGAGACCUUUGAUGGGAUGGAACAGGUGAAGUUUAUGAAGAGGAUCGCUGAGAUGCCAGAUCUUAGUCAAGUCAUCCGAACAUUACCCAGGAUCAAAAAACACCUUCUGAACCCCCAGAACAUGAGAUGUGCAAUCAAUGCAACGCCACAGAAAAUAUCUGACUCGGCAACACAGUUGGAGAGUUUUAUUAAAGAUGUUGCUGAAAACCGAAAAGAACGCAAGCCCGUCAGAGCAAAUAUUAUUAAGGUACCACUUGACCUUCUGGAUGAUUCCGGCCCGAGUAGAAAAUUGAUAACAGAGCCAAAUUUCCAGCCAUGUCAGAUGAAAACAUUCUUCCAGAUGCCCUUCCCUGUUAAUUUUGUCAAUAAGAGUAUUCGUACCGUGCCGUUCUGCCACCAGGAUUUUGCCAGUUUGUGCAUCUUGGCAAGAAUGAUGACUGCAAAAUUUCUCCACGGUGAAAUUCGGGAAAAGGGUGGAGCCUAUGGAGGUGGAGCCAGAAUGGGUGGAAGUGGCAUGUUCUCCUUUUACUCUUACAGGGAUCCAAACUCAGUGCAGACAUUAUCUGCAUUUCAAAAAGGCGUUGACUGGGUAAAAUCAGGACAGUUCUCUCAACAGGACAUCGAUGAAGCCAAGCUUUCUGUGUUCUCAGCUGUCGAUUCACCUGUGGCUCCUGCAGACCAAGGAAUAAGUCGUUUCCUCAGUGGGAUCACAGAUGAGAUGAAGCAGAGUUACAGAGAAAGGCUCUUUGCUGUGGAUCAUAAAAGCCUAGUGGAUGUGGCUGAAAGGUACCUCAGUGUUGGUCAGAGCACGUGUGGAGUUGCCAUCCUGGGUCCAGAGAAUGAUAUGAUCAGGAAAGAUCCGACAUGGAUAUUAAAAUGAUAUACUUUUCAUAACGACAAAUAACUUGAAUGGACUUUACACUGAAAACCAAACAAAAAUGUAAGCUUUGUUUUUUUUUUAAACUUCUGAUAAGAGAAGCUUAAGACAUGGGAAUAUUGACUGACUUUUAAUUUUAAAAACAUACAAUAGAAACUUUUGUAUAUUCCAUUAUGCACAUAUUAAUGGAAAUUACUUGUGACACUAUCAUAUUUAAUACAAAACUAGAUCUGUGUUGUUUAGUGAAUGUUGAAUCACUAAACAUGCUUUGUCAUUAAAUCAUCUUCCAUUUGAAGGGGAUUUAUUGUCAUACAGUGGUCUUGGUGGUUCCAUUGUGGUUCACAAAGUCAUCAAACAAAGCCUUUACAUUUCCACAACUAACUUUACUAUUAAAGAUGAACACUUAAAGAGGAACAUUGGGUCAAAACCAAAGGACACCAGGGCUACAAGUACAUCUCGUUAAAUUAGUGUAAUUCUAAAUUUAGCUUUCAACACAGGUAUAUUUCAUGUACGUGUGCUGUUAAUUUAAAUGAUUAUGGUGCAGAACUCUUAAAAACAGUUAUUUUUUUGGAAAAUUGGAAUAUUAAAUAAAACAAAUAAAAAGCAGGAGAUUGAAUACAUUAA